Molecule: messenger RNA, 1852 nt
Organism: Amblyraja radiata (thorny skate)
Lineage: Eukaryota; Metazoa; Chordata; Chondrichthyes; Rajiformes; Rajidae
Gene: klhdc3l
Product: kelch domain containing 3-like
Exons: 8
Coding region: 189-1658 (489 amino acids)
Cellular component (GO): cytoplasm
Molecular function (GO): protein binding; chromatin binding
Source: RefSeq, a predicted model, not a curated record
CACUGAGCAACCCACGGCGGAGGCAACUCAACAACUAACAGCAGGGCGGUGCCUGCGAACUGUUCAGAAGCUCCUUGGCGGAUGUUGGAUCAUUGUAUGGUGCUCAUCCGGAGUUUUCCAACUAACCUAGGAGUACAGCCCCCUGCGCAAGUCAACAUGGUUGUUCCAUCUUGGCCGUUCAUAGCUGAAUGAUCUGGCUACAACAGAACGUUAUGUAUAAGGGAUUUGGCCAGCCUGUAUGGAGACAUCUCUCCCAGACUAAAGCAGCUCCAGUGGAACGGUAUAAGCAUGGAUGUUGCAUCCACAUGGGAUAUAUUUAUCUUUAUGGAGGCCGAAGACAAAAUGGGCUGAAGGAUUUCUGGAGAUACAGCAUUGCUCAAAAUGAAUGGGAAGAACUGAACUAUGCAGAGGGAACUCCGCCGGAAGAACUAGAGGAGCCGUCACUGGUAGCUCACAAUGGAAUAAUCUACGUGUAUGGGGGAAUGAUGGACUCGGCUUAUACCCAGGGGAAAACUCCUCUCUGGAUCUAUGAUAUCGGUGCGGCAAGAUGGAUUUGGUGGCACGAGACAUUCUCUUGUGAGCCGGCGAAACAGGCACCCAAGAAUCGGAAGGGACACAGUGCGGUGGUGUUUGAGGCUCAGAUGUUCGUGUACGGAGGUUACGUUGAUAUAAUGGGACCCUCUCAAGAAUUCUGGAGUUUUGGCUUUGAUGCCAAGGACUGGUGCCCAGUAUUGUGCUCGGCUGGUGGCGUGGGGCCCGGACCACGAUACAGUCACUCUGCAGUCGUCUACUGCAGCGGGAUGUACCUGUUCGGCGGCCUGGUUGGACUUGUGGAGCAGAAUGACUUUUGGAAGUGGGAUUUCAUCGGCAGCACCUGGUCCAAGAUCAAAACACGUUCUGGGCCUCGCCAGUUAGUCGGGCACUCUGCCGUUGUAUACCAGGACAGCAUGCUGAUCUUCGGAGGAGGGAGGAACCACAACAGCUCCAGCAACAGCCUGUGGAAAUUCCGAUUGACGACGCAGGCGUGGGAGAGGCUGAGCCCAGGCACGGAGACGGCCCCUCCCGCCAAGAUCUACCACUGCACGGUGGGGGUCGGUGCCAGCUUCCAGGAGGCACGUCCCGACAGCGCCCCUUCCACACCAACCACGCCCAGCUGCAUCUGCGUUGAGAACAACACCCACCCGUGCGACCAGUGCAGCGGGCAGCAGCUGGUGGGGCUGAAGGGCGCCUGCUGCUUGAAUUUCUCCACGCCGAACGUGGCGGAGCGCAGCAGCUCGUCGCCGGCCCGGUCGCGAAACCGAAGCGCAAACUCCGACAACAUCGAGAUGAUGACCUUCAGGGUACAGUCCUCGGAGAGGGGCGAGAGGCUUCAGGGAUCGACCUGGCCCAUGUCCGCCACGCCCGUGGUACUGUGGCCGCGCCAAAACGCGUAUCACCUCCCGAAGCCGCCUCCUUCACAACACAGCGCCAAGGAACAUGGCGAGAAUGGGGUUAUAAAAGAUGCACAGCCAGAGACCACGCACUAUGGAGACCCACCAACCUUACAAACUGACAACCUUCCAGAGGUUCUUCUGGUAGUUGGUGGUAAACCAAAUUCUGAACAGAGGUAUAUUUCACUGUGGCAAAUGAAACUCUGUGAAACAUUUCUAAAGUGUUAAGUGUUAACAUUUCUAAAGCUCCGUGCGUUAACAAACAGUUUUGGACAAGCUUAGACAAGAGUGAUCGAACAUAUUUAUUUUGUAUUUUGUGCCAAUAAUGCUAAAUUUAAAACAAACAUUUUCUACAGAGCUUUUAUUUUUAUGGAUGUGUUCACGCCUUAAGCUAAUACAUGCUGAUAAACUGGUUGGACAUU